Messenger RNA from Asparagus officinalis (garden asparagus), 764 nucleotides. RefSeq names its product auxin-responsive protein IAA20-like. Gene Ontology annotation, biological process: regulation of DNA-templated transcription. The transcript is spliced from 4 exons. Lineage: Eukaryota; Viridiplantae; Streptophyta; Magnoliopsida; Asparagales; Asparagaceae. The record is from RefSeq and is a predicted model, not a curated record. Gene Ontology annotation, molecular function: protein binding. Gene Ontology annotation, cellular component: nucleus. Bases 80 to 592 code for a protein of 170 amino acids.
UCCCAUCUGUGUCGGGCCUCCAUCAUAUAAAUUCACACUCAGCACAACUUUCUUGUUAAUUUCUCUGACUGAGAAGAUAAUGGAGCUAGAAUUAGGCCUUGCUCUUCCUAACACCAAUCUCAUACAGAGUUUGGAUCUCAACAUCGAUAUCGCCCAUUGUCACAAGAAGAGAAGAUCGAAACGGGCGUUCUCUCGCAAGGAUGGUGAUGGCGAUGGUGAUGGCGGCAACAAUGGAGGCAACAUAGAUCCUGAAGCUCGUAACAACAUUACCAAAUUGCAGAAAGCUUCGGUAGGCUGGCCGCCAAUCAAAUGCAGUAGGAAUAUAUGGGUGAAAGUGAAGAUGGAAGGUUUUGCGAUUGGAAGGAAGGUGGAUCUCUCGCUUCUCAGUUCAUAUCAAGCUCUCAAGUUCACCCUUCAUCGGAUGUUUCCAAACAAAAGCUAUGACAACAACAAUGGAGACACUGGAAAACAAUCGCUGCAAAGUUACAUGGUUACGUACGAGGAUGAAGAAGGGGAUUGGAUGCUUGUCGGAGAUAUCCCAUGGGAGACUUUCAUCCGGUCAGUGAAGCGUAUCAAGAUACUUGGGAAUUAAUCAUGCUGAUAGCAGAGAUUUCAGUAUUCUGUUUUCUUGAAUCCAUGUAAUACUCCAGACUAGGUUGUACCUUUUAACCUUCUCAAUAUCCCUGCAGGAGGUUACAACUAAAGAAGCUAACACUUUGUAAUACCUGCAAUACUUUCUUAUCUUUUCUUUUCUUGCUAUAAUG